This is a messenger RNA of Ostreobium quekettii, 651 nucleotides long. The record is from the annotation of a GenBank genome assembly. Lineage: Eukaryota; Viridiplantae; Chlorophyta; Ulvophyceae; Bryopsidales; Ostreobiaceae.
AUGGAUCGAGGAGUGACGGAGCCCGAAGCCUUUGAGAUGGCGCUUGCACAAAACGACGAAAAAUUGGUGACAAACUUCCUCACCCCGGAAAUGGGAAGAGUCGUGAGGUUCCUCCUUCCGGCCCUUGAGGAAGGUGGCAUCAGUGUGUCCAUCGCGAGCAGCGACCGCCAUGACGUCCGUGCCAUGGGGGAGCCGUGCAUGAUGGCUUUGGCGCGAGAGCAAUCUGAAGAGUUUUGCCGCCUGUUCGCCAGCAUGGUGGACGACAUGCGCAACGGGGAGGAGGACAGGAGGCACGUCCUCUUGCAGUCGUACAAGAAUCAGAUGCUCCCAGAAGCGCCUCCCGCAACGCUCCCGCCCCCUGGGAGGGACCAGCUGCUGAACGAGGCGGUAUGGACCGUCAUGUUUCGGCCGGUGUGCGCCGACUUCUCCACCAUGCUCCAAGGGAUGGCGCGCGGGGAGUCAGUCGAGGUCGAGCAGGCGCGGCGCAUGGGGGAGUACCUCGUGGGCAACCACAUGUGGCACUGCGCGUCCGCCUUCCUGAGGGCCUGCCUCCGGGCGGGCAUCCCCGUGACCUGGGGCCCGGCGGCGAUACCCGACGAGGACCUGGACGCGGAGAGACUGGAGUCGGCGUUUUGGUCCAUGAGCUCGUGA